Messenger RNA from Entamoeba invadens IP1, 4592 nucleotides. Its product is annotated as protein serine/threonine kinase, putative. Gene Ontology annotation, biological process: protein phosphorylation. Gene Ontology annotation, molecular function: protein kinase activity; ATP binding. The record is from RefSeq and is a predicted model, not a curated record. The annotation marks the transcript as partial. NCBI's taxonomy places the organism in Eukaryota, Evosea, Mastigamoebida, Endamoebidae. The transcript has a single exon.
CUGAAUGCAUCAAUUAUCUCACAAACAACGAGACUUCAACAAGAAAGUGUACAAAAUGCAUGGAUAUGUUUAUAAACAAUGAAGGAGAAUGUGUAAAAAUAGCGAAGUGCCUUCAAGGGGUCGGUGAAAUGUGCACUUUGUGUGAAAAGAAUUACUUGGUGUCUGAAGGUCGAUGCAAGCCAUGUGAUGAUGUUGUAAUUGGGUGUAAGACAAGUUUUAAAAAUGAAUGCACUUCGUGCGCAGAAGGACAUUAUCUUGAUUUAAACAAACAAUGCAGCAAAUGCUCGGUGGAUAAUUGCUUUUUGUGUUCUUCAGAUGGAACUUGUGACACGUGUGUAACCAACUUUACAAAGAAAACAGACUCUUCUAAAUGCUUGUCAUGUUCCUUUUUAAAUGGGUGUAUUUUGUGUGAUAACACAAUACCAAACAAAUGUUUGUUGUGUGCCCAAAAUUACUUCAAAAAGAAUAAACUGUGUGAGUCAUGUUCAACUCUCAAUAAAUGUAUAAGCUGCUCUGAUGAACUCACGUGUUUGCAUUGUGUCGAUGGAUAUUAUCCAGACGAUGGAAAGUGCAAAUCGUGUCUCACAAUCAAUGGGUGCAAAACAUGUUCGUCAACAUCAAAGAAAUGUCACACGUGCAAAGAUGGGUAUUACCUCGACAACGAGUGUAAAUUAUGUAACAACAUUUUUAGUAACUCUGCCACGUGUACAAUGAAAAAGGUGCUUUCAUGUCAGCCACACUACUUUUUGAAGAACAAUCGAUGUGUUGGGUGUGACGCACUAUUUGGUUGUUUACAAUGUGAAAAUGAAACGACGUGCACAAAAUGCACUGAUGGACUCAAUUUGUACAACAAUGGAAGUACUCAAAUAUGUUCUCAAGAUUGUGACAUUGCAAAAUGUGUUAAAUGUGAUAUCAAUAGAAUUUGUGAAAUGUGUGAGAAUCCGUACACUCUCGACAAAGCAACUAACAUGUGCAAAAUGUGUUUCGAUGAACAUCAAAAUAGUGGAAAAUGUUCAACAACAGAAAAUACCAUUAAAAAUUGUGAGUCAAAAAGAUUUUAUCUGGAAGAUGGUGUGUGUAAAAAAUGUGACACAACAUUAAGUAACUGCGUUUUGUGCGACAAUUCAUCAACUUGUAUAUUAUGUUUUACUGAAUUUAUGUUGGAUGUAAACAAUAAUUGUGUUGCAAAAACAACUUCGAUGAGUAUUAAAAAAGCAACAAAUUGCGAAUCAAAUCGACAGAUAUUGGAUACUGAAGGAAAUUGCGUUGAUAUUUUAGCAGAUGAGUUCAAAGUGUCAGAUAGUGUCGGUAUGAAGUGUUCCAAUUUGUUUUAUGGGUGUUAUUCAUGUGAUUACAAACAACUCGAUUCAACAAUUGACAUUGACAAUUUGGAGUGCUCUGCUUGCCAAAAUGGCAUGGCAUUUGAGUCUCGAGAACACAAAAAAUGUGUGACAACAACAAAUUUGAUAGACAGUGAGGGAUAUAAAAUUGAGUGUACUACGGGAUGUUCGACUUGUACGAACGGAACGAAUUGCCAAUAUACAAACUCGUUUGAGCACACGGCUCGUUUAGAUGCAAAAUUAUCAUAUGAGAACCACAAAUACUGUCAGAAGUACCAACAAGGGUUUGGGUGUGUAGAAUGUUCCAACUCGAUCAACUUAAAUGGAAUUUGUUCCAAUAUGGAACGAACACAAAAAUGUUCCUUUUAUUUGGAAAAUGACAACACUUUCGAGUGUAAAACAUACAUCGAACCCACACAAACUAAAACAUUUACAACAUUAAAAAGUGAAGAUGUUGGAUGUGAAGCGUUAUCGAAUGGACUUUGUAUAAAAUGUUAUUCUAAAUACUUUUUAAAUAAAGAGUAUCCACCACAAUGUGAGUCCUGUGGAGAUAAUUGUCUGACUUGCACAACACCUACUACAUGUCAGUUAUGUUUGAAUGGGUUUUCUCUUGUUAAUGGAAGUUGUGUUUCACUUUCAAAUUGUUUGGUUUCAACGCCAAGUGGAUGUACUGUGUGUAAUGAAGGGUAUUACCUAUUACUUGGGUCAUGUAAUAUGUUAAGUGAAAUUCACUGCAAAUCCAUUGUUAUUACAACAAACAAUGAGGUGCAAUGUACGUUGUGUGAAGACGAAUAUAUAAAAAGUGACACACAAUGUGUUGAUAUGUCGACUGUGCAUUGCCAGAGCGUCGACUUAUCAACUUCAAAAUGUGCAAUUUGUGAAGAGAAGUACAAAUUUGACGAAAACAAAAAGUGUGUAUCAAUGGAAACAACGCAAUGUUCAUAUUCAUCAUCAAGCGAUUGCCUGCAAUGUGACUCACAAAUCUCACUUGGAACAUCUAAUGAAGGCGAAUCAAUUUGUAGCACCGAAGUAAAGACUGGGUACUGCAAGGAAAACAGCAACACGGGGUGUGCUAAGUGCUAUGACGGAUAUUAUCUGAGUGGUAAUGAAUGUCUUCCAUGUGAUAAGAAGUGUUCAAGUUGUUCUAAAAAUGCAGGAAGUUGUGUUACAUGUGCUUUUGGAUAUUAUUUUGACACAACAAGCAACGACUGUAUUUAUGUUGGCGAACUUGCUGAGAAGUGCAAACUGUUCUUACCAAGUGGUGUCGAUUGUGCUACAUGCAACGAGGGGUAUAUCCUCAUCAAUACAGAUUGUGUAAAAUGUGACGAAAAGUGUUCGAGUUGUGUUGGAAAUGUUUCGAAUUGUGUGAAGUGCAAUGUGAAAAAUGGGUAUUACGAAGACGUCGAAUUUACAACAAUAGAAGAUAAGAAGUGUGUCAUCAACACAACACUUGACAAUUGUGAAAUGUUUUCGGAGUAUGGGUGUGCUGUGUGUUAUGAUGGGUAUUAUCAAAACAAGUAUUACAAAUGCACAAAAUGCAAUGACUUAUGUGCGACUUGUUCAGACAAUAACACAUGCUCUAUAUGUGUCGAUCAAUAUGUUUUGAUAUCUAAAACAUCACAGUGUGUGAAAUGGAAAUCAAUUGCAAAUUGUAAGUCAUACAAUACAAAAACACAGAAAUGUAGUGAAUGUAGUGGAAGCAACAAAAUUGGACCGAAUGGAGACGAGUGUGUUCACAAGACAAAUGUGCUUGCAAUUAUAUUUCCAAUCAUUUUUGGUAUUUUAAUGGUUGUUCUUAUCAUCAUAACAAUAAGUUGUAUACUCUUCUAUAUUCAUUACAGAAAAGAAGAGAUGUUAAGGAAGUCACUUGUGAAUGAAUUUCUGUUAAAGGAUUUGAAAAAGAAAGGUGUUGAUAUGGUGUAUCUUGGCGCUCAAAAAGAACGUAUUUUGUGUUCAACAAAAGAAAUACAUUUUGAAAACGAAAUUGCAGUUCAAAAAGACAGCGAGUCCAAAUUUAUGAUUGGCAACGACAGAGCAUCUCUUUUAAAAAUUCAAUUCACAACACAAAACUACGAAGAAAAGUUUGAGUUGAAUGUUGAACCUUCCAUUCCAGUAAGUAUCAAGAAAGGUCGUGCUGUUGAAUUUACUGUUUCUGUUCAUCCACUGUGUACACUUGAGAAAACUGUUGACAUCACUUGUUCAGUCUUAAACAUCAACAAAGGCAAAAUAUCAGAAAUUAAAAUCCCAGUCAAAUUUGCGUCGGAAAUGUCGACAGCACUUGACCCGGACGAGUUGAAGAAAGAGCGAAAACUUGGAGAAGGAAGUUUUGGGAUUGUGUACAAAGGUACGUAUCGAGGGAAUGUUGUUGCCAUCAAAGAGAUGAAGGAAAUGGUUGUCGCCAAAUUAGGAGCAAAAGGGUUUACAAAGAAUUCGACUGUUGAAAGUUCAAAUCGAAAUUUGACAAAGAACGCAACGAAAAAUAUGACUAAAAAUAACACGACUAACAACUCUUCGAUGACAACAAGAGACAAAACAGCGGCUGAGAAACAGAUGGAUAAAAAGAUGGACGAAUUCAGAAAGGAAGUUGCGAUGUUGGCCAAGUUUGUGAGCCCAUACGUCAUAAGAUUCUAUGGAGCGUGUUUCAUACCAAAUCGGAUAUGUAUGGUCACUGAAUUGGCUAAACAUGGAAGUCUGCAAGACAUGAUGAAACAUAAAAAGUCUGACGAAGUUGUCAUGAAAAUGCGAAUUAAACUGAUGUUGGACACUGCCAAGGGAAUUCAGUAUUUACACGCAAAUAACACUCUUCAUAGAGACAUCAAGUCGGACAACACACUCGUAACUUCACUCGAUUUUAACGACGAGGUCAAUGGAAAAUUGACUGAUUUUGGAGCGUCGAGAAAUGUCAACAGUUUGUGUGAUAACAUGAUGUACACAAAGGGUAUUGGAACACCAAAGUAUAUGGCGCCUGAAAUCACCAAUGUUGAAAAGUAUACACUUUCAGCAGACGUGUAUUCAUUUGCAAUUACUGUUUUGGAAUGUUUAACAUGGAAAGACACGUUUGAUGAAAAGCUGUUUCCAUACAGUUGGGAUAUUACAAAUUUGAUUUCCAGAGGGGAACGACCGGCAAUUGAAUUGGGAGAUGGAGAACAGAAAGCUUUGAUUGAAGAAAUGUGGAAACAAGACCCCAGAGAGAGACCUGAUAUGGAUAGAGUCGUAAAACGACUAGAUGACAUAUAUGAUUCUGAAAUUUAA